Messenger RNA from Durusdinium trenchii, 1223 nucleotides. The record is from the annotation of a GenBank genome assembly. NCBI's taxonomy places the organism in Eukaryota, Dinophyceae, Suessiales, Symbiodiniaceae.
AUGCUGGAGCACUUGUCCUUUUCGAUCAUCUAUGGUCCCAAAGGUUCUAAAACCUUGGACCUCACCUGCAAAGACGAGUUCGAGUUCGACCACUGGGUCACAGGGCUCAAGGCCAUCUUCUACUCCUCCAAGAACAAGCAGAUCUCCAAGGAGGCGCUCUUGGCGCAUUCCAAGCGCUUUCAGAAAGCCAUGGAAAAGAACAACGUUGGAAUCAAAUUGACCAAGUUGCCCGAAGUCAAGGAGAAGGGCCAUGUUGGCCUUGAUGAUUGCAUUGAGAUCGUCACUCACACACCGCAGCAGUUGGACACGAAGAUGGAACGUCUCAGGGAACGGCUCAAGACGAUGAGUCAACAGGUUUCCCGAUUGGAUCAUCAUUCGGCAGCAGAGAUGGAGGUGGACUUGUCGCUGCUGACAGGUCAGGGUCCGGCCUAUGCGAGUGUCUUCGUACAGGAUGAGGAUGCUCAGGAUGAAGAGAUGGAAAUUCGACGAAUGCAUGAAUUGGUUGAGCAGACCACCCAGGUGCUACAGCAGGCGCGAAAUGAGCUCAUCGCUCUGAACCAGCGCCAGCGCUCCGAAUCCUCCGCCAGCAACACGGCCAAAGCCAAGAAGAAAGAGACCGCCGCCUGCAAGCACAUCGACCAGCUCCUGUGGAAAGCGGAAGUGGACCUGGAGAAUGUUGAAGACAUGUAUUUGCGGCACAUUGACAACCAGAAGGAGACCUACUCCUUAGGUGCCAACUCCGUUGACUUGCUAGCUUCGUAGAAGUAAACCUGGGAGGAAUUGGGGAUCUGAAUAGAAUGUAUUUGAUACCCAAGGGCAUUUUGGUGGGUCAUUGGUCCACGCCUAGUUUACUCGUCCAAUUUCCAGAAAACGAUCCUGGCUCUGUGCAGAUCGGCUUGGGGGUCAUCUGCAUGUAACACUUUUGACUGAAGCUUUUCUGCCACGGAUGUUUUUGUUUUUUCUACGGCACGAAAGCCAACCUUGUCGGCCCUCUUCUGGAUGUGCAAACUGUCACCGAUAACAUGUCAUGUCUGGAUGUGCUGCUCAGCCAGCUUCAAAAUAGGCUCUGUUGCUUCUUAGCGAGAGCUCCGUGACCGUGGAUGCAUUUCCACUGCAAAUUGGGGAAUUUUCUAGUGUACAAGUGGCAAAUCAGGGUACAUGAAAAUAUGGAUGAAUGGUUGUUCCCUUGACCCGUUGAUUUCCUUCGAACCAGCGCAAUUUUC